Molecule: messenger RNA, 882 nt
Organism: Purpureocillium lilacinum
Lineage: Eukaryota; Fungi; Ascomycota; Sordariomycetes; Hypocreales; Ophiocordycipitaceae
Biological process (GO): regulation of DNA-templated transcription
Molecular function (GO): DNA-binding transcription factor activity, RNA polymerase II-specific; zinc ion binding
Source: RefSeq, a predicted model, not a curated record
AUGCCCGGGUCGCCCAGUUGCGGCCGCUGCGAGAAAGCCCGCGUCCCCUGCGUCUUCAGCCCCCCCACGCGGCCGCUCCGAGCAUCCGUCCACCCAGCCCUGCUCGACUGGGCGCUGUUCCAGGACCCGGAACCGCCUUGCAUCCCAAAUGAGCUGAAUGGAGCUUGUCAAGACAGUCUCCCGUCUCUCUCAACGGCCCUUGCUCCGCCAACCGAGACCACGAGGCUUGCGGAGCUGCUGGUGGCUCUCGACCGCAUCUGGCGCUUCUUCUCGGCGGAAAAGCUGCACGACCUCCAAGGCCAGCUGCAGGCACGCGCCGACCUAGUCGGAGGGGAUACCGACUUGCGGCGUGCCUUGGAGGAGCUGCUCAGCCAUGCCCAGACAUUGUCCGGGUUGUACGUCGACGUCUUCCGUCUUGUGGCUACCGCCGACGUGGGCGGCCCCGAGGCUCCUCGAGCUCAGGCACCGCACCCUCCGCUUGAUCACGCGACGCUCAAUGUCCUCGUCGCCACCCAUCUCCGCUACCUGGACGUCCUCGACUGCCUGGUAGUGUUUGCUCGGGUAUGCGCCAGCAUGGCACCAUUGUUGCCAACCGACUACGACCCCGAUUUCGAUGUGCCCGAGAUUCGCGUCGGCUCCUUUGUCGCGCCGAAAAGUGCGGCCGCGUCCAUCUUCAUCUCCAUGCUCGUCGACCUUCAGAUCCUUUUGCUGGAGAGAAGUCGGAAACUACAGGGCUCGCUACCGCUGACUGGCCCGGAUGCCUCGAGGGAAGUCGAGAUACUACGCCUCCAGAUGGAAAGCCUGACGGACCGUGCCGACGACAGCCUGGGAGAGAUGAAGAAAUUAAAGGAGCAUUUGAUCAGGGCCGGGGCAAUCCGGUGA